Trypanosoma grayi is the source of this 780-nucleotide messenger RNA. RefSeq lists its product as hypothetical. NCBI's taxonomy places the organism in Eukaryota, Euglenozoa, Kinetoplastea, Trypanosomatida, Trypanosomatidae. The record is from RefSeq and is a predicted model, not a curated record. The transcript has a single exon. Bases 1 to 780 code for a protein of 259 amino acids.
AUGACUCCAAAACGGCAAUUGGCGACAGUUUCGGGGGGCGCACGGUCGGCUGUUAAAAAGAGUGAAAGCACGGCCCCACCGUCACCUGUUCUUCCCCUCUGGCGUUUUCUCUCGCUGGAGCUGGUUAUAUGCCUCUUUUGCCACCUCAUGUGCCUCGGGAUUACGUUCUUUGCCCCGGGCCGGACACCUCUUGCUUCGCGAAGCGGUUGGUUGCAGCAGAGAUACCGGAAUUCUCCAAGAAAAGGUGUCGUGCGCGGGCCAUUCGAUGUUUUCCAGAACUACGAGAAGGCUGCGCCACCAGCGCCGAUGACGCAUCAGAUCAACUCAGACGCUGUUCUCACGUUACUACUUGUGUUUACAGUAAAUAGUUGUAUCCUGGCUCUUAUGCGGCGUAUCGACGAUGUCAUGGCCGCCGAAGAGAAAAAACUUCAGAAGGCAUCUGAAAAAGACACAAUGGCGAAGAAUGACGCGGAAGAAUGCACCACCAAUGUUGAAGGCACUUGGAAGGUGAAGUGCAACGAGCUUUUGAAUAACGUCAUGCUUUUCGGUUCGGCCGUUCUUAGCGUGGUCACUGGCAUAUGUGUGAUUGGGCAGCCAGCAAACCAGGUGCGUGCGCUCGGCCCCGCCGCUGUAUUGAUAUCGCUUGCAAUCGACCUAUGCGUGCUGCACGGACACGGCAAGGCGCGCGCGCUCCGGCAUUACCUCAAUCUUAUCCAAGCUCUCGUUAUUUGUGUGCUUGUUGGCCUUGUCGCAGAAGCAAAUCUCUACUACAAGGAGUGA